CGAAAUAGUGAAGGUGAUAUCAAAGAGUGAUGCGUCAAAUUGAAGAUUACUAUGUAUCCAUAUAAGUGCUAAGAGUGUACAACAUCACCUGUUUCGAUAAUUAAGCCUCUAUAAAUAGCCUCUACAAGUUGUUAAUGAACGCAACUGAAAGUCAAUCAAUCACGUUCGGUGCAUAUGAUAAACAGAUUUAAAAAACAGUACAAUGAGCGAUGCUGACGUAUCCCUUCAAAACACAACCUCGUCGCUGUCACUUUUGGAUUUACCCAUUGAGAUACUCCUCCACAUCUGCUCUUACUUGGAUGCAGUAACGUUGGUUCAUAGUUUGAGUCUAGUCUGCAAAGAAUUCAACGCUAUCCUCAAUGAUGAUUCUUUAUGGAAAGCAAGAAUUAGUCAGAUGUGCCCACAUUCUGGGUUCCCUGUCCUGCCUCUUGUGGAAGAAGAUGAAUUAUUUUGGAAGCUGUCUUGUGUAGCACUCGAAAGGCAGACUGUAUUAUGGGAUCAAGAUGGAGAAACUAUGGAAAGAUUAUCUUUAGCAAACGCCCAUUAUGGUACCAUUGAUGGCAUUCUGCUCAUGAACCAAGGAAAAAUCUGUAUAUCUGGAGCAAGAGAUCGCUCUCUGGUGUACUGGGUUUUACCAAAUGAAGAAAAUGAUAACAACCAAUUAAAGAUAACGAACGAUGCUCAUGAUGGAUGGAUCUGGGAUUUGACUGCCAUAGAUGAUACCAUCUACAGUUGUAGCUGGGAUCGAACUAUAAAAGCUUGGAAACUCACGGAAACCGGACUCAUUCAUGCAACAAAUUAUGAGAUGUACAUGGACGUUACAGGGGCCCUAUUGUGUGUAACGUCAUGUCCAGAUCUACGUCUAUUCGCAGCUGGAUCAUUUUGCAAGACAGUAUUGCUAUUUGACCCUCGGUCUGAUCAACCGCUUAUAGACAAAUAUCAACCACAUCAGCGUGCGGUUGUCACAAUUGCUAUGAAUGGCAAUUAUAUUCUCUCUGCUAGUGAAGAUAAGACAGUUGCUGUUUGGGAUCAGAGAAAUAGAAAAAUUAUGAAAACGAUCAAGAUUUCCAAGGAUCACUUUCCUAUGAGGAUCUCAAUGCAAAAAAACACAGUUUAUGUGGGAAACAACGGAGGCAGGUUGCAUGUUCUAGAUCCCAGCAAUGACUUUGAGAUAGCGAAAGAAUAUGCAAGUGGGCAUAACAAAGCAAUUACUGGAGUUCACCAGGCUGCUGGUCACCUGAUCACAAGUUCCUUGGAUAAAUCUGUCCGAAUAUCGAGUCCGACAGACCCACCAAAACUCCUUGCAACUUUGCAUUCCAGCUAUGGGGAAGUAGCUAGUAUGGACUACAUGAAUGAGGUACUGGCUAUAUCAGGUAGUAGUGGAGUAGAGAUAUGGAGACCUAAGAACGGAGUAUAGCUUACCGCAACGUUUUCUAUGAGCGGAAAAAUCGUCAAGCCACAGCCUUAAUGAUUAAUAAUUCAUUCCACUAAUUCUGUUUUAAUGAGUUACUUUCUAACCAUGUUAAUAAACGAAUGCUUUACUAAAUAA
Molecule: messenger RNA, 1549 nt
Organism: Athalia rosae (coleseed sawfly)
Lineage: Eukaryota; Metazoa; Arthropoda; Insecta; Hymenoptera; Athaliidae
Product: F-box/WD repeat-containing protein 9-like
Exons: 7
Coding region: 203-1417 (404 amino acids)
Molecular function (GO): protein binding
Source: RefSeq, a predicted model, not a curated record